Eurytemora carolleeae is the source of this 1620-nucleotide messenger RNA. RefSeq lists its product as uncharacterized. Lineage: Eukaryota; Metazoa; Arthropoda; Copepoda; Calanoida; Temoridae. The record is from RefSeq and is a predicted model, not a curated record. The coding region runs from base 594 to 1301 and encodes 235 amino acids. The transcript is spliced from 2 exons.
AUUUCCUUAAUUAGAGACGUUUUUCUCUCAUGUGAAUCGUAUCGUUAGAAUUAAGUACGAUAUCCUAUUAGAGACAUUUUUCGCUUAUGUGAAUCGUAUUGUUCGAAAAAAUAAGUACGAUAACCUUUUCUUUAUACAAUGUAAGUUGUUUUGAUACAUUAUUCUAAUUUAAAAAAUAGUUUAUUAAAAGAAAAAUGCUGAUAGAUUCGUUUUCAUACUUUUCUUCAUGAUAUGAAUGUUAAAACGAACGGGUCUUUAAAAAAACCGUGAGGAACUUAUCAUUUAGAUAUUUAUUGGAUAUAUUCAAUACAACAUAGUCAAUAUUUUGUUAUGAAUUACUUCCCCCCCCCCCUCACCCCUCGCCAAUUCCCAAUCUACGCCUUAGAAAACCGGAAACAUGAUAAUAUUACGUAGUUCUAGGUAUUUUCAUGACGCAGUUCAUAAUAUUGUGAUGGAAUUGCGUUUAAUUUUCUGCGUCACAGGCUGCAGACUACCAGCGGUCAACCUGAAACCUAGUUUUCAUCAGAACUAAUUCGAAACUAUAGAAUCAGUUAUCAAGUAAACCUUGAAGAAUCAACACUACUUUAGUCAAGAUGACAAUGAAGUUGAGAACAAAGCUGAUCCUUGAGACAGCGUUCAAGCUCCCCCUCGUCAUCUUCGGCAUCGUCAUGAUCGUCUUUGGGUCUCUUAACAUUGAGCAGGACGGCGUGCCGAAUGGAUGCAUGUCAGCAGAUCGUUUACCUGUGUUUCUACUGGUUGGUGGAGUUCUGGUUAUUCUCUGUAUUGCGCUCAGAACUAUUCUAGAACGAGUCUGUGACUCCUGCUCAAUGUUUACCCAGGACCAGGAUUGUUGUAAGGUUGGCGGGAAAAUCCUACAGUUUACGUUCCUCGUAAUCUACGACUGUGUCCUGGUCGCCCUGGCCACAGCCUGGUCCCUAGUUGGACUCAUCUACGUUCUCAACAAUGUUCCCAAAAGUCCAUUCUACAAGAUAGAGCAAAGCCUGGGGGGAGUAGGAGAAAGUAUCAAGAAAGGAUUCGAGAAUCUAUCCGGACAGGAACCAGCCGAGGAGGACAAGGUGUUUGACUGCAACAUCCACGUCUACAACAUCACCAUCGUGUCCAUCUUCGUCGGGUUUGUUGUUGCUGUGUUAACCUUGGUAUUCCUGGUGUUCGGGCGGUUAUGCUGUGACCUCUGCUGCUGCGGACCAUGUGCCAAGGAAAAGGAUAAUGUAAGCAUUCACUCUCAGAAGCACAGAGAGGUCAAGUGUCCAGAUGAUCGGCUGGCUACACGAGUUGCCUAACUAGCCCCCCACCCCUCCCCCGCAGAUAACUGAUUGAUAUCAGUGCAGUGGAAGAUAAUUUAAUUUCUGUAUAAAUUAGAACAAAAUAAAUUUAUAAAAAAUGUAAAUAUGACGUUAUUUUUAAAAACGAUAUAUUAGAAAAAUAAUGUUUCAAGCACUUAAUAUUACUGAAACAAGUGAAAGCUUGAAUUUGAUAUUGAUAGCAAAAACAAAAAACUACAAAAAGGGACGGAUUAUUUAAUGACUGAAUAUCUUCAUUGGUAAAUAUUUAUCAACCAACCAAUUAUUUUUAACUUGGAAAACAUUUAGCUGACAAUUG